AUGCCACGGCGACGGCGAGAGAGCCAGCGUCUUGGCUCUUUGCAUCACGGCGCAGGCCAUCCAGAUGGCCUCGCAAGCCACCCAUCUGGUUAUUUCAGCCAAAUCAAUGCCGACGAUCAGAGAAUAGAUCUGGCUUCCCAACGCCAGCCCGCCGCCAAGAGUUCACCUGCGAGGGAACAUAGACCUCUACGCCCCGCUAUUCCGCGCAAGUCUUCUCUUCGGCGUCAUAAAAAACAGCUCAGGGCUGAUUCCUCACCCCCCGACAAGAGCAAUCUCUCGAGGCUCGUGCCCAAAUCCAAGACGAGCGACUUGCAUCCCCCUAACACCUUCCCGCGACGAAGGCAAACGUCAGAUGACCUCACGGGCCGCGUGGGCCUGAUCCCGUUUUCGGCUACUGCCCCCCUCACCAGGGCACUUGCAGAGGUAGCAGACACAGACGAUGUCAGCAAGAAGCUCCAGAACAUGUUAGCAGCUACAGAGGCACUCAAGCCCCACGCAAAGAAACAAGAUUCCCGUGUGUCUCGCAUAUCUCGUAAGCUUGCUACCAAGGCUUCUCAUGCCUGGGACCGAAUCCAGGGAAAGAAAGAUGCAUUGCAGGCUACGGCAGUCCGCAAAAUAUCAGCACCCCUGGAGCUCGGGGGUGGUUCGUACCUCCGAGGUGGUCACUUUGCUGUCGACUCGGAGAGGUCUCUCACCCGUUUUGAAGUGACUAAAACGUACAUGCCUAGCAAGGCCUCUGCAGAUGGGCCGGAACAGUCUCUUCCAGAUCACAGCGAUGCUACCAAUACGUUCACGGAUCCUUCACUCCUAGCUUGCCCAAAGACUCCCACCCGACAAACUGGUAUCACAGACCCGGUGACCCCGGUCCGUAUCAACCCCUUCGACAGCGACCCCGACUUCAGCACCGAUCUGAAUGCUGUGUUGUCUGAUAGGCCUUUAGGUGCCUCUACUCCCCGAACUCGCCGCAAGGAAGUACCGAAUGCACCCAUCGGCACACCUAGCUUGGGACAGCAGCUCGUACGAGACCGGGCCAUAAGCAAAAACACACCAAUCCUCCCCCGCCCGGACGCAGUCAACGUGAUGUGUCGGGAUAGUAUCGUCUCCACAAUUGGAGAGCACAUGGGCUUAAAUUUUAUGAGCAGCAAAAAGUACCCUUCUCCUGACAAAGAAAGCCUUGCAGAGCUGGCUCGACAGCUUCAGAAGAUGGGCAUCCAGGAUCCGAGCCCUGGAGAUGAGCCUAAGGAUGAGUUGAGUCAUUCAUUUGUGACAAGUCUUGCCUCUGCUCGUACCCUCGCUCCACGCGACAGAAACUUGCCCAUGAGCCAGUACUUGGCCAAGUCGGAAGCCAGUGCCUACGCUCCUCUCUCUCUCCGGAAAUCUCGCAUCCCAGGUCCUGUCAGAUCCACCCGUUCAGAAGCACGUUUCGGUCUUAUGGCGCAUCCUCUUGAUCCUGGUGCCACGGAGUUGGAUGAGCUGGCGUGA
Messenger RNA from Verticillium alfalfae VaMs.102, 1482 nucleotides. RefSeq lists its product with no specific name. The record is from RefSeq and is a predicted model, not a curated record. The coding region runs from base 1 to 1482 and encodes 493 amino acids. NCBI's taxonomy places the organism in Eukaryota, Fungi, Ascomycota, Sordariomycetes, Glomerellales, Plectosphaerellaceae. The transcript is spliced from 3 exons.